AUGAAUAUUAAUGAUAAUGAACAUAACGAUGAAUAUCCCGAUUAUAAUGAAUAUAACGAUGAAUAUCCCAAUGAUAAUGAAUAUAACGAUGAAUAUCCCGAAGAUGAUGAAUAUAAAAACGAAUGGGAAAUUAUAAAUGACAGCCAAAAUAACAAUGCCAAUAAAGAAAACAACAAUAAUAAGA
Molecule: messenger RNA, 184 nt
Organism: Racocetra fulgida
Lineage: Eukaryota; Fungi; Glomeromycota; Glomeromycetes; Diversisporales; Gigasporaceae
Source: the annotation of a GenBank genome assembly